UUCAAGGGAUGGGGGAGCCUCCUGCUGAUGCAGGGAUAAUGUCGUGGAAGUGGGAUCUCAUGGCCCUGUCACCCAGCAACUGUUAGUCCCAGAGAAGUGCCCACUUUCCAGUCCCCUAACCCUGCAAGCCCAGACUGUGGGGCUCACACAGGUGAAGCAGGUGCUAGCUCAGGAAGGGCUGGCAAGAGAACUGAUUGGAGCUGGAGAGGUUUCCUCAGCACUCCCCAUAAAGUCUGGAGUCUGAAUUGGAGGACGGCCCCAUGCGCCCUGCAGACGUGACCAGAGAUGGAAUCCCAGCCCAAGGAGGCAGGAAGUUGGCUGGGUCACUGAGCUGACUUCAGCUGCUGGCAGUUCAGAUGAGCUUCCAUCCCUUCCCUUAGUGCGAGUGAGACCACUCCAAGGAGGUGAGGACCUCAGACCAGGAAGUGCCAAUGCUCUCUCAUGCUGUGCCCGACACAGCAAAGCAGGGCCUUGCUGCAGAGACAGCGGGAUGCAGGGGAGAGUUCUCCCUAUCACAUCUCAUGCCUGCCCAGUUUGUAGGGCAGCAGGGACGUACCCAGUGCCCAUAAAAACAUAUCCCCUGCUAACGGCAUUGCCUGGGAGGUCUCCAGGUCACGGUUCAGCUCUGGGUGUGGGAGGGAAAUCUAGCACAUGUAGCUCUGAGUCCUCUCCUCCUCUGCCUCUGGCUCCCGCGGAGGCUUCCAGCGUGCUGCAGCUCUGUUCCAGCAGCCCUGGUGCAGGCCACAUGGAGCCACAGUCUGGACCACUGGGAAACAUACCCAGGCCACAGAGUAAUGUGUGUGGCGGGGGAGAGAAUAUCAUGCUGAAUCCCCAUGCCCCUGGGGGGCAAAGGCCACAAUACAAACUGUCUGUGGCCCAUAUGCCUCCGCCCAUCAGGCAAAGGCCUCAGCUCAGGGUUCUGCCUGAGCCCCCUCUCUGCCAAGGCCUUGCCAUAGGGCCUGCCCCAGCUCUAUCCUACUGCUCUUGCCUGUUUUUAAGCCUGGCAUUGAAGGCCUCACAGCAGGCCCUGCCCCAAUUGCAGUGUAGUUCUAUGUUGGGUCCCUAUGGCUUGUGGGAGGGGAUAGUUCCUUUACACACCAGUGCAUGGCCUAGAAGGGACUGGUCUCCAGCCACAGGGAGAUGUUGCUGCUGGAGAGAGGCUGUCCCAGGGCUUCCCAGACACACAGCACCUGCUCUAUUGAGGAGGCAGUGGUGUCAGAGUCUGUGCAGGGAGCCAUUCCCCCGAGGAAAUGUGCUACUCCAGCCCACCCUCAUCACAUCAUCAGCCCUGAACCCGGGCAGAGUUCUCCCUCCCUAUCCCAUGGCUGGCAUGGCAACCUUUUGCAGCCUCCUGUGCCCUCCAAUGACUGCCUCGGACACUGCCAUGGCGGUUUCCAGUGAUGCACUCCUGGGGUGGGUAGCAGGCCAUCUGGGAUCCAGGGGUUAAAUACGUCUGCCAACAGGAGCCUAGUGGGCAGGAUUCUAAACCUGAGUUCUGUAGUGUCCAUUAUGUCACAACCCCACCCUAGAGUGCACAGAGCCAGGCUCAGCAGGUCUUUAUUGCUUGAAGCCUUGCCUGUGCCCGCGUCACAUGGGGGAGACACUUCCAGUCCAAUAGGGUUAUAGCCCCCACGGCUCAGUGGCUGCAGCUGUUACUCCUUCCCACCAAAGUGGGCAGCAUGCCAUGGCCCAGGUUCCCAUGGGAGUGUGGUGCUUAUUCCCCUAGGACCACCUGGAAAGGAGCUGACCCAAGCAACUCAGAAACACCAAUGAAACCACCAAGUUCUUGUUCUGUAUGGACAAAAGAGUGUGUCUGGCAGAGAGUCUGCACCGCUCACUGCCCAUCAGCCAGGGAGGCAUUCAUGGCAGACGAGUACCCAGGGGUGAUUAAAGCUGAACACCUCCUCUUAGCACCCAAACCCCAGGGUCCAUGUGGCAUCACCGUGGACUGAAUUUUCUCAUCUGGAACCAGCAUUGCUCCUAGCCAAAAGGCUGAGGCCAAGCCAAGCCCUCUCCCCCACAUCUACCUUCCUCCAUCAGAAGAAAAGAGAACGGCCUCCACUGGAGGAAUGACAGGUUUGCAGCCUGCUCCCCUGGGGCCAGGAUGCUGUCUGUGCAGCCCCAGGAUUGAUGAGAAUCACAGGAUCCAGCGUCUUCCAGGAACUUAAUCUUCAAGCAAAGCAAUUUCAGACUCUUCCCUCCAGGUGCUGCUCAGCUCCUGCCAUGGGAAUACCGGGGGCAGGGCAAGUGACUCCCUGCAGCAGGGUCUUUUCAAUAAAAGUCUCUGGCUCAAAGGCAGAAGGGUCACUGUGGUGGCUACUCCAGUGCGUGCACAGGGCUUGGGAGCCAACUGCUAAAGCUGAGGGACAGACCCACUAGCACAGGCUGGGACGCUGCUGUAGGGCUGGGCAGGGGGAACAGAGGAGACAGAUUUUGAUGCAGGACAGUGACAAUGGCAAAAGGGGGGACAAGCAGAGGUUGUGUUGGAGCUGAGGGAUGAGUCCCAUUGGCUCUGCUCCUGGGAUUUUCUUCAGCUUCCCAGUUGCUGGCUCCUAAAAGAAGAAAGGCCUCUCCUGCCCCAGGAGCUAGGGAGCCUCAUGCUCCCACCAGCCACCUUCAGCACAGACCUGUUCCUGGGGGCAGGGCAGUUCCAGAGACAGCAUACUUCUCCCCUUGGGGGGCAGGCCCUCCAUCAUCUGUCCAUGCCCAUCAGGGAGAUGGCCUCUCUGCUUCUCUCCACACAGCAUGGGCAGUGACCAGAACUGCUGCCUGGGGGUCUCUGCUGAUGGCUGGAGCCCAGUGACAAUGCUGUUCCUGGCUGAGUCACAUGUAGAGAGGGGAUCUCUCUUACCCCCCACCCCGUUGCAUGCAUGGUCACUCUCACAUGCAUGCACAAGAAGCUGGCAGCCCACUCUCUGCUGUUCUGUGUUAUUUGCCAGAUCAAAGGGUGCUGGUGAUUCCUAGCUAGCGCAGCACUUGCUAUCCCAUCCUAUGCCCCUGCACAGGAUAUCAGCACAGGCUGGGUCCCUACUGGAAGCUGCUGCCAGGUUUGUGUCAGGAGUCCCUAUUGGGGAAGGUGAUUCACCCAUAGCCCCCCUUCCCCAAUGGUCCCACUGCUCUACAGGGCCUUGUAGUGGGAGAAUUAGCCCUCCAUCUUUGCUACUCCAUGGCACUGGUUGGGGCUGCCAGACCACCUGCACUUGGGAGAACAGGAGUUUGACAGAGAAAUGGGGCCGGUGGUCAAAGAGGGAACAGCAAAGGCCUCAUUCACUCCCAGGAUGGAGUUUCAGAAAAUGGCUGCAAGAGACACAAGAUGCAGGAUCCAGAGCACAAAG
Messenger RNA from Gopherus flavomarginatus (Mexican gopher tortoise), 3335 nucleotides. RefSeq lists its product as uncharacterized. Lineage: Eukaryota; Metazoa; Chordata; Testudines; Testudinidae. Bases 491 to 1447 code for a protein of 318 amino acids. The record is from RefSeq and is a predicted model, not a curated record. The transcript is spliced from 2 exons.